This is a messenger RNA of Fusarium venenatum, 2025 nucleotides long. NCBI's taxonomy places the organism in Eukaryota, Fungi, Ascomycota, Sordariomycetes, Hypocreales, Nectriaceae. The record is from RefSeq and is a predicted model, not a curated record.
AUGGCCACAGGUAUGUCUCAAAUAGCCACAAACAAACAUGCGACAGACUUGCUAAUACAAACAAUAGGCCAGCAGGGCCGCGAUGAGCGGCUACAACAACGUCUUCGAGGUGCUCAACGCACGAAUAUCCAGGACGAAUCCUUCAAUCUCGACUUCAACCUCGAUCUUGCAGGCCUUAACAUAGCCAGCUCGACACCCGCCGCUCCCAAACCAGCGCUGUUACCCUCAUCUGCGAAUACUUCUGCUAAGAGAAGAAGAUUGGAUAAUGAGCCGCUACCACCUCCGUCGGCGCAGAGAAGCGUGCGAAGACGAUCGCCGAGAAUAAGAUCUGAUGAUCCCUACCAACUGCCCGACACAUCUAAGGAAUCGGACGCGCAGGAUAUUUCAGCAGAUGCUGCGGAAGUCGAAGAGCCGGUUAACGAUGCAGCCGAGGAAACAGGAGUUCAACCAGAGUCCGAAACGGAACCAGAACCAGAGGCAGAGCCGGAAUUGCCUAGUCCAGAACAAUCCAUCGAAGCGCCAGAAGAGGACGAAGCCGAAAUCGAAUUGCCAAUCCUACCGAACGAGAAUGUCUCUACAUCACCAGAUGCCCAACCAUCAAGUCAGAGGACUCAAGAAAAUGACCAAAGUCCCGAUGCGCCGCAGCCUAUACAGAUCGACGCCGUAUCAUCGACAACGCAAUUACGUGCUGCGCUUGCGGAAGAGGACUAUGUACCAGCCUCCUCAUCACCACUGGUCAGCAAAUUGCGUCGAAGCGGGGGUCAUUCGAUGUCUAGAUCAAGAAUCUCUCAAGGACGAGCUUCGAGAGCUACGGAAAUAAGCCUGGAUGCUGAGGAGCUUUCGCCAGAGCGACCAGAUCAAGCUCCCGUAGACGAUGAGCUUUCAGAAGACAGCCAAGUUGAGGAUGUGCCAGCGGAUGUUACAAUGGAGCCAGCAGAGGAGGAACCCGAGGAACCCGAGGAACCUGAAGAGCCUGAAGAAGAACCUGAGGACGAACCCGAGGAGGGGGAAAGGAAUACGCAGGAAGAAGACGCUGCUGUCGCAGAGGCCAUCAAUGCAGUCGAGGCAGCCAAAGCAAUUGGCAGAAAACGUCCCCGAAGGAGUCUACCAUCUCAAUCGCCUGAAGCAGAGCCUGAAGAACCGGCUGAGGAGGAGCCAGCACCAAAACGACGGCGCGGGCAAUCGUCGAAAAGUCCAGCGACACAGAAGCAACCAGCAGUCAAGCCCAAAGCCAGUACAAAAUCGAGAACAGGACCAAAACCACUUCCGAAACAAGUGCGCAAGACGAAGGAAGCCGAGAAAGCCCGACGAGUCAGUGAUGGCUCAGCUAUCGAGAUUACGGUACAGCGCUUUGUCAAUGUGAAGAAGUAUGGCGAAGAUGAUGGCGAGGAGGACCAACUUGCAGGGGACGUACCGUUCAUAAUGAAUGGAGAAACAGUGGUAGAUGUCUUUUCGCAGGUCUGCUUCGAAGUCAUUGAUGGAGUAGUUGCAAAGCUCUACGAUACGCUUAGCAUCACGGAGGAAAAAGAGAAAAAGAAGGAAUGCAGGAUAAAGAUAUUGGCCCUUGAAGCGUAUAAAGAAGAGCUCACGUCUCGAUUACUACAACAGGCAAUCCAUCUGAACGACUUGCACACACUUAGAAAACGAGUCCGAAUGGUGCAGCGCGAGAAGCUCUCUUUACGAGAAGAGAUCUUGCGCUUGAAAGCAGAGAGAGAACAAGUUGCUCUGAAAAUGGAUGCAGUACGUAUCAAGCACGAAGAGGAUACCAAAGAGUCAAAAUAUCGACUCGAUACCUCAGCUAUGAUGCACGAUAUAGACAUGGCGGUUGAAAGGGGACGAGACGCCCCUGAACUUUCGCGUGCCCAAGAGAAAAAGGCCGAUCUGGCUAAUCUCGAACUUCUUGUGGCACGCAUAACCGAUGAAGCCAGCUCAGCGAGCUCCGCAGGCGGAAUGCUUCAACAAGUAAAAAACUUCAAUGCUUUUCUUGAACGCGCAGCGAUUGCGCUAGAAACAAAAGGCGGAUGA